Molecule: messenger RNA, 2957 nt
Organism: Oncorhynchus nerka (sockeye salmon)
Lineage: Eukaryota; Metazoa; Chordata; Actinopteri; Salmoniformes; Salmonidae
Product: cystine/glutamate transporter-like
Exons: 12
Coding region: 386-1852 (488 amino acids)
Biological process (GO): amino acid transmembrane transport
Cellular component (GO): membrane
Molecular function (GO): L-amino acid transmembrane transporter activity
Source: RefSeq, a predicted model, not a curated record
AGGGGAAUACUAGUCUACCCGUUCAGCUCAUACAGCUCCACUCGGCUUGUCACCCUCCCCUAGCUUGUCUCGUCUUUCACACUCAUCCUCUACAUCAAGCAAUCUUCAUUGGAUAAAUACAAGCAGUUUCAGUAUAAGAAAAGGGAUAUGUUAAUUUUAUAGUUUAUCCAUAAAGGGAAUUACUAUAUUUUUGAGUUCAUAAAGAGAGUAUACUUUUUUGUUCACUUAAAUGAACUACUUCUGUGUUUUCUUUAAACUGGAAUGUGAAGGGAUUUUUGCUGCUUAAACGUAAUUCUUUGGUAUUUGAUUUAUUCACUGGAACGUGUUGGUGUAAGGCUGGCUAUCUAAACAAGGUGUGUGUUCACACCUUCAAGGCUGCUUAGGCAUGGGCAUAGAUGGAAUUCAGUCGAAGGAAGAGGGGGAUGAGGUGAAGGAGAAGAAAGAAGAUGAAGUGAUCCACCUGAGGAGGACAAUAGGUCUGCUUCCGGCUAUCUCUUUCAUCAUCGGUACCGUGGUGGGCAGCGGCAUCUUCAUUGCACCAAAAGGGGUUCUGAUGAACAGUGGUAGUGUGGGGCUGUCACUGGUGGUUUGGGCACUGUGUGGGGUCCUCUCCACCUUCGGGGCCUUGUGCUAUGCUGAGCUGGGAACCACCUUUACAAAGUCAGGGGGCCACUACACCUAUCUGCUUGAAACAUUAGGACCCUUGCCUGCGUUCCUGCGUCUCUGGGCAGAGUUUUUAUUCAUCAGGCCAGCUGUAGCAUCCUACGUGUCCCUGGCGUUCGGACGCUAUGUGGUGGAUCCCUUUUACAGCCCUUGUGCUCCUCCCACAGCACUGAUUAAACUGGUCAGCAUCCUUGGAGUGACAUUUGUGGUGGCGAUAAACUGCUGGAGUGUGACCCUGGCAUCUCGCACCCAGGUCACGCUGACAUUCAUCAAGAUGUUUGCCCUGGUCCUAAUCAUCGUUCCUGGCAUCACGGCAUUAGCCAGAGGACAGACAGAGAACUUUCAGAAUGGCUUUGAGAUUGAUACAUUAACACUGGAUAAGCUACCAUUGGCCUUUUAUUCUGGUCUAUAUGCCUAUGGUGGAUGGUUUUAUCUGAAUUUUGUCACAGAGGAGGUCAUUAACCCAAAUAGAAACAUCCCACGGGCAAUCAUCUUCUCCAUGGUGACGGUGACUGUGUGCUACGUUCUUGUCAACGUGGCCUAUUACACCAUGAUGACAGCAGAGGAGCUUCUUGUGUCUGACGCUGUGGCUGUGACGUUUGCCAAUCGUGCGCUUCACGGCUUGGCCUCUGUGAUUCCUGUACUGGUAGCUGUAUCCUGUCUUGGUGCGCUGAACGGUGGCUUCUUUGGAGCACCCAGGAUGCUGUUCGUGGGGGCCAGGGAGGGACACUGGCCAGUCCUCUUCUCAAUGAUCCAUAUCCGUAGAAACACGCCUCUGCCUGCUAUUCUGCUACUGUAUCCGUUGGUGGUAGUGAUGGUGGCAAGAGGAGAGAUAUUCCAGCUGAUCAACUUUGCCUCCUUCUCUCGGUGGCUCUUCAUUGCCAUGGCGACCAUGGGGAUGCUCAUCCAUCGCUACCGCUUCCCCCUUCACCCAAGACCCUUCAAGGUGCCGCUGGCCAUUGCAGUCACCUUCACAGUGGUGUGCUUCUUCAUCGUUGGGCUGUCUCUGUACUCAGACCCCUGGAACACAGGGGGCAGCUGUGCUCUCACCCUGUCUGGAAUCCCUGUCUACUACCUGACCGUGCACCGCUCACACCUGCCCACUCGAUGGAGAAAAAUAUUCAACUACUGCAGUAAGCAGCUCCAGAUACUGCUGGAGGUGGCUCAGCAGGAAGUUCAGACCUACUAAAGACACCUCUACUCACACACUGACUGGACGGACAGACACCCAUUGCUGUGCCCUCCAUAUUGUAUAUGGAUGUAAAUACCAAGCCAUGUUAGAUUUGGAAAAUGAGCCGUUAACUCUACAACAUUCACUGCUGGGAAAGGUAGUUCUGCAGAAAAAAACCCCACUUGUUUUGGUUUACUUGAAUUAAUGAGAUGUAAUUUUACGCUUUGAAUACGAUAGAUGUUUUGUGUGGAUUAUUUACAUUUAAAAUGACGCUCAUCAGCAAAUGUUGACAUACUGGUAUUUGGUACUCACCUGCAUUGCUUGCUGUUUGGGGUUUUAGGCUGGGUUUCUGUACAGCACUUUGAGAUAUCAGCUGACGUACGAAGGGUUUUAUAAAUACAUUUGAUUUGAUACUCAAAUAAAACAAAAAGAGAAACUGUGACAUUAAUUUAUUCCAUUUACAUAGGAUUCAUAAAACAGACAUGCUUUUCUUAAACAUCCCCAAAUUUACCCAUGUCAGUUUCUCCCCAAACCUCCCUCUGGGGUCUGUUGUACUGGUCAUGUAAUAAAUACUGAACCAGAAUGUAAAAGUUCUUGAAUAUUAUGUGGUGUUCAUGCCUCUUCCAGUUUAUCAUACUUUUAAAUGAUAUGGGACAAGAAACCCAGGACUGUGUGAAUCUAGUCAAGUUAAGACAUCUAAACCCAACCAAUGUGAAAAGGAGCAGCAAAGUCAGCGGGUUUCACUGUAGUCAGCAUACCCACCCAAAAAGAAAAAAGGCACUUUAAACAUUUACAUUAGCUACAGUUUCCAAGACACCAAUACUGUAAAGAUAAGAAACCAAGUCAAUCACCAGCAAGCCCAUGCCAUGAUAUUAAACACUAGCAGACAGGAUGCUCCUCAAACUUUAACCUGAAUGUGUCCACAAGCACAGCUAACAAAGGAACUGAGAAGAACUAUAAAAAGCCAUACAUCAUUCAGAAUUGGUCAUAUACAAAUAAUGCCGUCUUCCUUUCCCAUAACAAAGUAACAACUAUGACCCUUUGAUCAAGAUAAAACCAUAAACUCAUGCAUUAAAUGUUUAAACCUUCUAGCCAAAAAACUUCCAAUGACAAUUAAAACAUU